Messenger RNA from Giardia duodenalis, 1590 nucleotides. RefSeq names its product VSP. NCBI's taxonomy places the organism in Eukaryota, Fornicata, Diplomonadida, Hexamitidae. Bases 1 to 1590 code for a protein of 529 amino acids. The record is from RefSeq and is a predicted model, not a curated record. The transcript has a single exon.
AUGUUGGUAGGAAUUGGUUUGAUUUUUGCAGUCGCACUGGCUGAUGCAUGCAGUCCAUCGAUCGAUGGUUGCGCUGAAUGCGAUUCAACUGGGAAAAAAUGCACCAAAUGCGACCCCAACGACCCCAGCAACAAGAAGUACCUGAAGGACGGGGCCUGCGUCACGGACGCCGAGUGCACGGGGGCCCACGACCACUACGCCGACAGCACCGACCCCACGGCCCUGGUGUGCAAGGCCUGCGGUAAAAAUGAAAAGCCUAAUACUGCAGGAAAUGCAUGCUUCGUUUGCCCCGACCCUAACUGCAGAAGGUGCAACGAGGCAAACAAGUGCGCGGACUGCGCCACAGGAAAGCCACAGGCAGACGGCACCUGCCCCGCCGCCACGCCGGGGUGCCACUCCAGCUGCAAGGAGUGCGUCAGCGGCGCCAAUACGAGUGAAGACGAUAAGUGCCUUAGCUGCAGCGGAGACAACUAUCUGAAGGUGACGAAUGCUGCUGCCCGCUCGGGGGUGUGCGUAUCGGCCUCUGCCUGUACAUCUGAUAAGACGCACUUCGCCAAGGAGGUCACGGACUCUAAUGGCUCGAAGAAGAUGUGCCUCUCAUGCAGCGACGCAACACACGGCAUCGCGGACUGCAAAAAGUGCUCCUCCACGGCUUCCUCUGCACAAACAGAGCUGGCCCUUGUUUGCUCAGAUUGCGGUAUCAAGUGGCUCAGCCCCCUGGGGAACGCGUGCUUAGAAAAGUGCCCUGCUGGAACCUAUUCUGACCGUAGUGCUGAUGGCAUUAGUGUCUGUGCCUCCUGCCAUAGCACAUGUGCAGAGUGCAAUGGUAAUGCAGAAGCCACAUCGUGUACGGCCUGCUAUCCCGGGUCUGUGCUGAGCAAGGGCAACGGUGGAGCCACCGGCACAUGCAUCCCAGAGUGCACGGGAAGGUACGCAGAGAACUGCGAGGCUGGCCAGUGCACGGCCGUCGUUGGGGGCUCGAAGUACUGCAGCAAGUGCAAGGCCGGAUUCGCCCCGGUGGACGGCGUCUGUGUGCCAAUAACUCAGAGGACAAUUGCAGGAUGCAAUCCGGGGCAGGAUGGAACGUGCACUUCUUGUAAGGAUGCGUACUUUAAGGAAUCGGGCGGAUGCUAUCAGUCGACAACGUACCCAGGUGACAAGCUAUGCACCACAGCUUCGCAAGGAAAGUGCACAACAUGCGCCAAUGGGCAAGCAGCAGAUAACCAAGGCUCCUGCCCAGCGUGUCCGGACGGGUGCUCAAAAUGUACAGCAGGUUCUUCUCCACAGCAGUGUUCGGAGUGCUUCCCCGGAUACUAUCUUGACGCUGGAAAAGGAUGUAAAAAGUGUUCUGAAACAAGCGGUAACAUUCAGGGUAUACCUAAUUGCGUAAGCUGUGCCCCUCCAACUGGUGGCAAUGGUGGCCCUGUCACCUGCUAUAUCAAAACAGACGGCGCUAACAAUGGCGGAAGCACGAACAAGAGCGGGCUCUCCACGGGCGCCAUCGCUGGCAUCUCCGUCGCAGCCAUCGUCGUCGUCGGAGGGCUCGUCGGCUUCCUCUGCUGGUGGUUCAUCUGCAGAGGCAAAGCGUAG